CGGACACGCACCAAGUGGAGACUUUAUCGGCGGUGCUGAAAAAUAGGUGUAGCGAAAUAGUUCCAGAAAUGAAAACGGGCGGAAGGCGCUGGAAUCAGCCGAGAGAAAACGGUAUCGAGUAAAACGCCGGCGUGGCCGCUCUCUGCAUAUAUAACGUCCGUGGUGAAGGUUAAUUGUUUUCCGCCCCUUCUUGGAUAACAAGGUAGAAAAAAGUAGGAAGACUUGACCAGACUUGACUGAACGUGAAAUUGGCCCUUAAAGUAUUCCUUUCGUUUCUUUCAAUAAAAACAAAAGGAGAGAAACGCUUCGAACAGCUUGUCCGGAGACUGGUCCUAGAUCGCAUCCAACGUGAUCCAACGUGUUGACGAAAUGGAGAAAUCACGUCGAGUGGCGCAAACGGAGGAUUUAUCGAACGUGGAGUUCGAAACCAGCGAGGAUGUCGAGGUUAUUCCUACCUUCGACAACAUGGGUCUCCGCGAUGAAUUGUUGCGUGGAAUCUACGCGUACGGCUUUGAGAAACCGUCAGCCAUCCAGCAACGAUCCAUCAAACCCAUCAUGAAGGGCAGAGAUGUGAUAGCGCAAGCACAAUCUGGUACGGGAAAAACGGCCACUUUCUCGGUCGCGAUAUUACAGUCGCUGGACACGCAAGUACGAGAGACCCAAGUUCUGAUUUUGUCCCCGACUCGAGAACUCGCCACUCAGAUCCAGAAGGUUAUCCUCGCGCUGGGGGACUUCAUGAAUGUACAAUGUCACGCUUGCAUCGGCGGUACGAAUCUUGGAGAAGACAUCAGAAAGCUUGACUAUGGUCAGCACGUCGUGUCUGGUACACCUGGUAGAGUAUUUGAUAUGAUUAAGAGGCGAGUACUCAGGACUAGAGCUAUCAAAAUGCUGGUAUUAGACGAAUCCGACGAGAUGCUGAACAAAGGAUUUAAGGAACAGAUUUACGACGUGUAUCGAUAUCUACCACCGGCGACGCAGGUUGUCUUAGUUUCGGCCACCUUACCGCACGAAAUACUCGAGAUGACUAGUAAAUUUAUGACUGAUCCCAUCCGUAUCCUCGUCAAGCGUGAUGAAUUGACACUGGAAGGGAUCAAGCAGUUCUUCGUCGCUGUCGAACGAGAAGAAUGGAAAUUUGACACGCUUUGCGACUUGUACGACACGUUAACGAUAACGCAAGCGGUUAUCUUUUGUAAUACUAAACGUAAAGUCGACUGGUUGACGGAAAAAAUGCGAGAAGCCAAUUUUACAGUCUGUUCCAUGCACGGAGAUAUGCCACAGAAAGAACGAGACAACAUAAUGAAAGAGUUUCGUUCUGGUCAGAGUCGCGUGUUAAUCACCACGGACGUAUGGGCGAGAGGAAUCGACGUUCAGCAGGUGUCGCUCGUAAUUAAUUACGAUUUGCCUAAUAAUCGUGAAUUGUACAUUCAUAGAAUAGGUCGAUCAGGACGUUUCGGCCGUAAGGGCGUAUCGAUAAACUUCGUGAAAACUGAUGAUAUAAGAAUUCUCCGAGAUAUCGAACAAUAUUAUUCUACGCAAAUAGACGAAAUGCCGAUGAACGUGGCUGAUCUGAUAUAAAGUGCGACAAAUUUACGUGUAGAUUAAAUAUGUUUCGUGUACAAAGAUCUCUUUUUCCCUUAAUUUUGAUUACUCGUUAAUACGCGUAUAAAAGACGGUAUGAUGAUAUCAAUAAUGUCACCAUACCAACCAAUUUUCAAAACCAGUUUACUCGAAAAUUCUUCGAUAUCAUAUCUUUAAGUUAUUUUUAGCAUAAUUUAUACUAUUCUUAUAAGAGGGAAUGAUAUAAUAAAUAGAGGGAAGUAUUUCGUCGCUUUUUAUAUCGUAUAAGUGACAAAGCUAUUCGAAUGUAACGUGUAAGAAAACUGGACUAAUCAUACCUGUUUCUCACUAGGUUGCAUCAUUGAUUACGCAGUAAACACUUUUCUUUAUGAGAAUGGAAUAAAUUAUUCUUUUGUACGUCUUGAACUCCAAAGGCAUUACUUGUGUACAAUACUGUGAAAACAGAUUUCCUUAAUAAAAUAUUUUAUGAUAAC
Messenger RNA from Vollenhovia emeryi, 2051 nucleotides. RefSeq names its product eukaryotic initiation factor 4A-III. Lineage: Eukaryota; Metazoa; Arthropoda; Insecta; Hymenoptera; Formicidae. Gene Ontology annotation, molecular function: mRNA binding; ATP binding; RNA helicase activity. Gene Ontology annotation, cellular component: nucleolus; catalytic step 2 spliceosome. Bases 370 to 1575 code for a protein of 401 amino acids. The record is from RefSeq and is a predicted model, not a curated record. The transcript has 5 exons.